Salvia hispanica is the source of this 588-nucleotide messenger RNA. The record is from RefSeq and is a predicted model, not a curated record. Lineage: Eukaryota; Viridiplantae; Streptophyta; Magnoliopsida; Lamiales; Lamiaceae.
CCCCCCAAAAAAAAAUUUAAAAAGAAGAAAAAAAAUGAACAAUCAAGCCUCAAAAACAUGCAAAAUCCAGAAGAAGCGGCUGAGCCAGGAGCAGGUUCGGCUCCUGGAAGCCAGCUUCGACUCGGGCAAGAAGCUCGAGCCGGAGCGGAAAUUCCAGCUGGCGCGGGACCUGGGGGUCCCGCCCCGGCAGAUUGCCAUCUGGCACCAGAACAAGCGGGCGCGGUGGAAGAGCCAGAGCCUGGAGCUCGACCACGGCGCCAUGCAGCUGCGGCUCGACGCGGCGCUGGCCGAGAAGAGGGAGCUCGAGAAGGAGGUCGGCCUGCUCCGCGCCGAGUUGAGGCGGGCCCAGGACAUGCUGGGCGCCGCGGCUCGGGGCGGGGGAGGGCCGCCCGUCUCGUCGCAGCUGUCGAGCUGCUGCGACGAGACGGGCGGCGGAGGGGGCAGCUCGAGCCUCAAUGAGGACGUCGGCUGCUCGGCUAAUUGGCCGAAUGUGGAAGAGCUGUAUGCUUGUUUGAUGGCUAAGCCGGUUUCGGAAGUUGUGAAUGAAAGAGAUUAUUGGGUAUAAUAAACUAACUUUUUUUUUUUUUU